Molecule: messenger RNA, 237 nt
Organism: Brugia pahangi
Lineage: Eukaryota; Metazoa; Nematoda; Chromadorea; Rhabditida; Onchocercidae
Source: the annotation of a GenBank genome assembly
AUGCAGCGUUGCGGCCAAAUAUUUCACGCUCUUUUGAGUGAAGGCGUCAAUUCUAUAGAUCAAAAGCAAGCUGCUACAGCAACAGAGUCUUCACCGAAAUAUUUCCACCGUCCUCAGCGGAACAGACAAGUUCAGUUAAUUUUCCGGAUGAGAAAUCAGGCGAAAGAGAUGGAGCAAAAAUGUGUUAGGGCACCAUGCUCUGUUCCACAACAUCUCACUGAUGCACAUCUUCAGUGA